AUGUCUUCCAACCAGAACGACGAGACCUACAACGACUACAAGACCGAGGGUGGUGAGAUCCCUGUCCAAGAUGACAGCGCCCCCGUCGAGGAGGGUGUCGAUGCUGCGACCGCCGACUCGGACGCUCAGCUCGAGCGUGAUGACAACGAGGCUAUCGACAAGUCCAACAUUGUCGAUGGUCGUACCCGCGGCGCCAAGCCAGAGGCUGGCUCCUACCGUGAGCCUGGUGAUGGCGAGGGAUUGCCAGCAUAG
Molecule: messenger RNA, 252 nt
Organism: Diaporthe amygdali
Lineage: Eukaryota; Fungi; Ascomycota; Sordariomycetes; Diaporthales; Diaporthaceae
Exons: 2
Coding region: 1-252 (83 amino acids)
Source: RefSeq, a predicted model, not a curated record